UUUUGUAUACAUCUCCAUACUCCACCAUAAUGCAGCGUCCUCUCCUCCCCUUCGCCUCUCUCCGCCCGCUCCUCCGCCCACAGAGGACUCUACAUGUCUCUGCCCGGGUGCGCUCCCAUGAAAACCCGCUCGGUAUCCCGAAACGCAAUCCGAACCCGCCACCCACCAUCCCCAGAAGAGGAGCACCUCCCCAGAAAUCUAAAAUAAGAGGCGUCAAGCAAGUCGUCGUCGUCGCAAGUGGUAAAGGUGGAGUGGGCAAAAGUACUGUCGCCGCCAAUCUCGCUCUCUCUUUGCUCAACACUUCUCCAUCCGACCGCGCACCAAAGGUCGGACUUCUCGAUCUGGACAUAUUUGGCCCAUCAGUGCCGAAAUUGAUGGGUUUGGAGAAUGCCGGCGAUCCAAGACUUAGUGAUGAAAACAAACUUUUGCCAUUACAAAAUCAUGGAGUCAAAACCAUGUCUAUAGGCUACCUUCUCCCUCCCAAUCCCGAAAACGACUCUCCCGUCGUCUGGCGAGGUAUGAUGGUAAUGAAGGCUGUCCAGCAAUUACUUUUUGACGUUGACUGGACAUCUCCUAAUGUGAAUGGAAGCAAGGAAGAUUUAGACGUGCUGGUGAUCGAUAUGCCGCCUGGAACGGGCGAUGUGCAGUUGAGUCUCGGACAGUUGGUUGUUGUCGAUGGCGCUGUCAUCGUUUCCACACCUCAAGACGUCGCUCUGAUUGAUGCUAGAAAAGGUGUGGGCAUGUUCAAUAAGGUCUCCAUCCCAAUAAUCGGCUUAUUACUCAACAUGUCACAUUUCACCUGUACAUCAUGUACGACACCUCAUGAGCUGUUCGGCAGCUCAGCUAAAUUCGAAAAAGCGGCAAAGGAUUUGAACUUGGACGUCCUAGGCAAACUCCCAUUAGUGACAUCGGUGAGCGAUGGCGGCGAUGCGGGCAGGCCGGUUAUGGUUCAAGCCGGAAAAGAGGGGGAAGAGGUGCGACAAACCAUGAGACAAGUCGGCAACAAGGUCUGGGAAUGGUUAGCUAGACAUAAACUAAAUAGUAACAUUGGAACCAGGGGCUGAAUGUGAUUUUUUAUAUCGCUUCCGAAGACCGACAGAUGCUGCCAAACUGCAGAUCGCAC
Messenger RNA from Cryptococcus deneoformans JEC21, 1123 nucleotides. RefSeq lists its product as hypothetical. Gene Ontology annotation, biological process: mitochondrial respiratory chain complex I assembly; iron-sulfur cluster assembly. The transcript has 8 exons. Bases 30 to 1064 code for a protein of 344 amino acids. Gene Ontology annotation, cellular component: mitochondrion. Gene Ontology annotation, molecular function: ATP binding; 4 iron, 4 sulfur cluster binding; ATP-dependent FeS chaperone activity. Lineage: Eukaryota; Fungi; Basidiomycota; Tremellomycetes; Tremellales; Cryptococcaceae. The record is from RefSeq and is a predicted model, not a curated record.